CAGAAAGCAGUAAAGACAAAAAGGUAAGUCACAAAAAGUGAUGAUCAAGAUUCAUUCAAGCAUCAAAUGUGAAAAGGUAUGGCUUUGUGGCAGUGAAAAGUUUGGAAUCUCAUUCCUAUCCCACAUCAUUAAACAACUUUUAUAAACCCUGAAAACCAUAUUUUCUACUCAUCUUUUGGUUAAGGUUAGGAAUCUUUUUUUAACUGUUUAGUCUCUGUAUCAUCCUUCUCUGUCUGCCCAUGGCAUCCCUUCGGAGGAAGCAUUCUGCGUCCAUCGUUCUAGCUGCUAUAACAAUAGCCUUAAUAUUUAUUAGUUCAAAAGCAUUGCAUAGUGUCCCCACUGAAAAUGAUGAUGGGAUCCUUUUCCUUCGUCGUCUGGUUCAUUCUGGUUUUCGGUUUUUCCUUCUCGGAUGCUUUCACAGGUACAUAUGGAGUAAACUACGGUAGGAUAGCCGACAACAUCCCUCCACCGGAGAGCGUAGUCACCCUUCUAAAAGCAGCUAAAAUAAAGAACAUCCGAAUCUAUGACGCUGAUCAUGGAGUUUUGACGGCCUUAAAGGGUUCUGGGAUAGAGAUAAUCAUCGGGCUCCCGAAUGAGUAUUUGACAGAGAUAAGCGCCAGCCAAGACCGCGCCAUGGAAUGGGUGAAACAGAAUGUCGAACCUUUUCUUCCGGGGACACUAAUCCGGGGUAUUGCCGUAGGGAAUGAGGUUCUAGGGGGCACUGAUAUGGCACUUUGGGAGGUUCUCGUGCCGGCAGUGAGAAAUGUCUAUAUUGCCCUCAAUCGACUGCACUUGGCAGAUAAAAUAGAGGUGUCGAGCCCACAUUCGGAGGCUGUUUUCGCCAUUACAUAUCCGCCAUCGGCUGGGGCAUUCAAGGAGAGCCUCAUGCCAUACAUGAGACCACUCCUACAUUUCUUCUCGCGAGUCGGGACGCCUUUCUACAUCAAUGCAUAUCCAUUUCUCGCCUACAAGAGCGAUCCGGAGCACAUCGAUCUGAAUUAUGCCCUCUUUCUCAAGAAUCCCGGGAUAUACGACGCCAAGACUAAGCUGCACUACGACAACAUGUUUGAUGCCAUGGUAGAUGCUGCAUAUGCUGCUCUAGAAAAGGUCGGUUUUGAUAAGAUGGAAGUGAUUGUGUCCGAGACGGGGUGGGCUUCUAAGGGCGAUCCGGAUGAGCCCGGGACAAACCCGAAGAAUGCCAAGACAUACAAUCACAACCUACGGAAGAGGCUGUUGAAGAAGAAAGGCACACCCUACAGGCCAAAGAAGGUAGUCAAGGCUUACGUGUUCGCCCUCUUCAACGAAAAUUUAAAGCCCGGCCCGACUUCUGAGAGGAACUUUGGCUUGUUCAAGGCUGAUGGUAGCAUUUCCUAUGAUAUUGGGUUCACCGGGCUCGUCCCUAGCUCAGCUCCCGCCUUUCUUGGUUCGAUCAAGUUCGACGGCAAAUGCUGGUUCCGGCACCUGAAGAUUCCUGUUCAUGUAAUAUGCUGUGUAGCAGCUGUGGUUGCCCUGAUUUGAGUUGAGGAUUUGUUGUGGAAGAAGGGUGGGGGAGAUCAUUGUUAUGUGUUUCGACAUUCUAUUGAUUUUAUUUGUACCGAGUUUUCUUGAGGCUCUUUUAUGUUGUGUACAAAAUUGGGACAUACAAAUAUGUACAUACAUACUUGGUCUAGCUGAAUACCAUUUACAAGUAGUAGUUCACUAAGAUUGAAUUUCUAGUGCUAUCUAUCAACUAGGGACAUGUGGUUGGGGUCGAUGGAAUAUCAGAAAUAUCAUCUUUUAAGAUUAUGUUUGGUAUAUGAUUUCUAAAUGGGAAGAUAGUCACAUGACAUGAUCUUAAGCAAGCUAGCUCCUCGUGUAUUAUGAAAAAUAACUUGAGUGCAUUUAAUUAUGUUUUGGGAGUGUGUGCUUGCCUUUUGAAUCCAUUUCAUCCAAUUUUAUAUAGAAUGUAUGUACUUGUCAACUUUUAUUUUUUAU
Messenger RNA from Andrographis paniculata, 1974 nucleotides. RefSeq names its product glucan endo-1,3-beta-glucosidase 14-like. Lineage: Eukaryota; Viridiplantae; Streptophyta; Magnoliopsida; Lamiales; Acanthaceae. Gene Ontology annotation, cellular component: plasma membrane. The transcript is spliced from 3 exons. Bases 346 to 1518 code for a protein of 390 amino acids. Gene Ontology annotation, biological process: carbohydrate metabolic process. Gene Ontology annotation, molecular function: hydrolase activity, hydrolyzing O-glycosyl compounds. The record is from RefSeq and is a predicted model, not a curated record.